AUGGCGUCCGAGGCGUCGCCGAGAGGGUUCAAAGCGCUCGCGCGCGCGCGCGAGCGUGGGCGCGCGCGAGCGAAUGGGACGCCGUGGAUGAUGUGCGCGCUCAUCGCGGUGACGCUGCUGCGCGCGCUCGUCGCGGUCGUCGGACGUGCACGACGACGGGCGCGGCGACGGAAUCAGGGGGUGGACGUCGUGGAUGGUGUGGCGGUGGGGCGGGCGUUCGCGACGCACGCGAGACGGUUCGUGGAGGCGAGGGAUGCGGCGGCGCGGGCGGCGGCGGCGCGGGCGUUCGCGCGCGACGGAUUGGGCGCGGGAAGCGAUGACGACGACGGUGUGGGCGACGCGUUCGCUCGAGGUGCGGUGCGUGCGUUUGAGGAAGUCGGAUCGGGGGAUGAUGGAGCGGGUGCGGACGCGGAUGCGAACGAGGCGCCGCGGACGCGCGUGAGAGAUGAAGCGGACGCGACGGACGCGACGGACGCGACGGACGCGCGCUCGAACGGUCGAGCCGAGCGAGGGCGAGUCGCGAUGACGAAGACGAAGACGAGCGAUCAUGACUCGUCCGUGACGUCGACGGUACCGGCGAUGCCGGCUCGACGGCCGCCGUCGCCGUCGUCGAGCGGCGUGACGACGACGUCGAUGUGCGAAGAGGACCGAGCGCUCCUGCGAGAGGAAUUAGAGGUCCGUAAACUCGAGGUGUCGAUGAGCUACUUCGCCUUGGUGCAGAAAUUUACGAGCAACGCGCUCAGGGCAGAGGGAAAUAAGAUCGCGGCAGACGUGCACGCCGAUACGAAGAAGGAUAGAGAGGAGCGAAGAAACGAGAGCGCUGUUGAAAGGUUUCAUCGCAUGACGUGCGACGCGCUCGCGAUGGGUUUAGUGACGACGUGCGCGACGAUGUUAUCGCUCGGUCGACGCGCCAUCUCGAGCGGGUACGACGGGUGGUCGACCGGGUGCGCGGCGUCCGCGCGGGCGGCGUUCCACGGCGGACGUGUGAGCGUCUUCGCGACCGCAUCGUACGCCAAGUGCGUCGUCGCGGAGAGUGCUCGAGGCGCAUUCGGUUUAGUCAUGAUUGCCUUCGUCGCAUUGAUGCUCGCCAAGAUGGACAUCACCCGCAGAUUCCGCGCCGCGCCAAUGUUCGUCCUCGCGUUGGUACUCUUUGCCGGCGUCGGCGCAUUGGGCGAACGCGCCGUUCGAGCUCUGGGUGGCGAUCCCGCGCUCUGGCUCCUCGCCUGGCGUUCAUACAUCACCGCCAUAGCGUGCGCCGUGAUCUCUGCGCCGAGCGUCGUUCGCGCCGACGGCGUCGCCGACAGCGCGUCGUUCCGCUGGUCCUUUUACGCCGUCGUCGGCGUCGGUGCCCCCACACUCGUCGCCCGCGCAGCCUUCGGCGCCGCCGCGAGUGACGUACCGAUGUUUGACACUCUCAAAUCCUUCCUUAGCCUCUAUCUCCCCGGUCGCGAGUCCCCGAAGACCGCUGGAAGACUGUAUUACGUGUAA
Molecule: messenger RNA, 1488 nt
Organism: Ostreococcus tauri
Lineage: Eukaryota; Viridiplantae; Chlorophyta; Mamiellophyceae; Mamiellales; Bathycoccaceae
Product: unnamed product
Exons: 1
Coding region: 1-1488 (495 amino acids)
Source: RefSeq, a predicted model, not a curated record